Messenger RNA from Malaya genurostris, 1106 nucleotides. Its product is annotated as sulfotransferase 1B1-like. The record is from RefSeq and is a predicted model, not a curated record. NCBI's taxonomy places the organism in Eukaryota, Metazoa, Arthropoda, Insecta, Diptera, Culicidae. Gene Ontology annotation, biological process: sulfation. Gene Ontology annotation, cellular component: cytoplasm. Gene Ontology annotation, molecular function: sulfotransferase activity. Bases 57 to 1043 code for a protein of 328 amino acids. The transcript is spliced from 3 exons.
GUUCAGCGAGAAUUUCUGUCGUUCUAAUUAUUCAGUCUAAAAUAAGAUUCACAGUAAUGACUUCAGCACUUUUUGAAUAUAAAAACAUAACCGAUCCAAUUCAUCUUGCAACUAAAGUGGAAAGAGCAGAAGAGGACUAUAUCUUGGUUAAACCGAAAUCAUAUGAAAAUGUUCCGAUUGAAAACUGGAUCCCUCCCGCCUAUUGCUAUACGAAGAGAUUCCAGUCAUAUGAAGAUAAUUUAUUCAACUUUGAAGUAAGGAAAGACGAUGUGUGGGUAUCGUCAUUUCCCAAAAGUGGAACUACAUGGUGCCAGGAGAUGGUGUGGCUCAUUUGUCAUGAUUUGGACUUUAAAGCAGCUAAAUCUGAACCACUCAGAACCCGGUUUCCGUUUUUAGAAGUUAGCCUAAUUCAUGACACGUUAGAUGAACUGAAUUCAUUCGAAAGAGCUCGUAAUACGCCAUCACCUCGUUUCAUUAAAACACAUUUACCAGUCUCAAUGUUACCGAAACAAUACUGGGAAGUUCUUCCUAAAACAGUACACAUUCAUCGCAAUGUAAAGUCUGUUGCUGUUUCUUACUUUCAUCAUUCAAAAAAUAUUUUCUAUAAAGGAACUAAAGAAGAGUUCAUACGAUCGUUUAUGAAAGAUUUGCAGUUUUAUUCACCCAUACAUAAUCAUGUUACAGGUUAUCAUAAAUUGACCAAUUGCAAAAACAUAUUGUAUUUGAAAUAUGAAGACAUGAAAUCAGACCUGAGAGGUUGUGUGGAAACGGUUUGUCGUUUCUUUAAUCGCUCCUACGACGAUGCUGCAUUGGAUCUUUUAUGCGAACAUCUUUCUUUCGAUUCAAUGAAACAAAACUUGGCGUGCAACUAUGAGAAUAAAGAUGAUCAUGGAUGGCAGAGUAAACACUGCGACGAAAGAUUUAUUCGUAGAGGACAAAUUGAUAGCUGGAACGAAGAACUAUCCAAAGAGAUGGUGGAAGAUCUGGACCGUUGGACGCGUAAUAAUGUACAACAGGAAAAUUUAUUGAAUUUAUUCAUAUGAAAACACUUUUAUCUCUUGAUAUUAUCAAAUUUUAUUUGAAUACAUAAUUUAUAAUACGGAUAA